AUGCGCUCAUUCAAGACUCUCGUUCUGACCGUUCUGCUGACCGCCAGCGUCAAUGCAGGAGGAAGCGGAGGAGGAGGCGACGGUGGUGAUUACACUCAUUGGCUAACAACCACCUGUUGGGAAACCAAAUCUGCCGAAAAGGAAUAUGUCACAGUCUGGCAAACACAAUGGGAGAAACCUGAGUCUGUGACUUUGUACAACACCUUGACUCAGUGGGAGACCAAGAUGAUAACCGUCACCGCCGUCGAAACUGAUAUCAUCACUACCACUGCAACGGUCUAUAGUACAAUCAACAAGUAUUUCACGGAUACUGCAACACAGACGCAAAUCCAGGUUUCGCAUGAGACUGCCACUGCGACAAUCUACUCUACAGUCAACAAUUAUUUCACGGACACUGCGACACAGACACAAAUCCAGGUUUCACACGAGACUGCCACCGCGACGAAGACGGCAACAGUGAUCAGUGCAAGCGUCAUCAUCACGACGGAAUUUGCAACAAUUACCGAUACUGUGACCGAGUUUCCGGUUUGCACCACACUUGUCGGGCUUGUGACUUGUCCUACCAGAACAAUUAACCCAACCUACACCCCACCAACAGCCUUGCCGACUGAUUGGCUGUGGGGUUGCCCUCCUGAUACUCUGUGCACGCCCAAGCAGAUUGGUUGCAACUUCGAACAAAACUUGCCAGCGGACACCUACGUUUGUAGCCCAGAAGACUGCCUCCCGGUGAAACCACUGCCACCGCUUGACACCAGCUGGGACACCCACAAUUGCACGCCAUAUAUCCCCCCAGCAGGUUAUGCUAAUUUGGCUCCACCCAUAUUUGAUCUUGGGUAUGACAUCUUCCAAUUCAACGGUCAACCGGGCCCUUACUGCCCUCCCCCUCCCUCUACGACGUGGCAAGAUUGGGCUCCUCUACCGCCGCCUCCUCCGACCUCGGAUUGGGUGGCGCCACCGCCUCCGCCACCGCCAGUUUCCAGCUGGGCUGAUUGGCCGGUUUCGGGUCCAGCAGGGCCGGUUUCAUCAGGCUGGAACCAUUGGGACGGAAACGGAAACGGAGAUCAUGGGCAAGGUCAAAGCUGGAGACCAGCACCGCCAGGAAUCACUCCAAGAGCGAAUCUUGCAGAACGUCAGAACGAGACACCCGAUUACGAAGUUCCUGCUGCGUGUUUCAAUCCUUGUAACGCUGCUGUGCUUAAUGCACAGAGUUGUGGUCUGAAGGGAGCUGUCUUGUGCCCAGUUUCAGGGGUCUUUUCACAACAGUAUACUAAUUGUGGCAAUUGCAUCGAUGUAAACAAGGACAAAGCAUAUACUGAGCCCCCCAAGCUGAUAUCGUCCCUGGUGACAUUUCUUGACUAUUGCAGUGGCUACGUUGCGGAAGCUGCAGUCUCGACCCAGGCGAGUACCACAACCACUUCCCGGUCGUCUUCUAGCUCAAGUUCCACCUCUAAUUCAGGCUCUACUUCUGGUCCAACCUCCACUGUAUCGCCUUCGACAUCAAACGGGUCAUCCUCUGGACAAGCAUCCUCGUCCUUGUCAAUCGCGACCACCUCUUCCGUGUCGGCGGCGGCUCUUUCAGCUACCUUGCCCGCGUCAGCUCGGACAUCGAGUUUUACAGGGGGUGCUGCGCUUCAGGGGCCCAGCUCAGCGUCACUUUUGCUAACGAUAUUCAUGGGAUUCAUGGCAUUAUUCCCUUUUGGACCAGCAUAA
Molecule: messenger RNA, 1710 nt
Organism: Exophiala aquamarina CBS 119918
Lineage: Eukaryota; Fungi; Ascomycota; Eurotiomycetes; Chaetothyriales; Herpotrichiellaceae
Exons: 1
Coding region: 1-1710 (569 amino acids)
Source: RefSeq, a predicted model, not a curated record